This is a messenger RNA of Laetiporus sulphureus 93-53, 2881 nucleotides long. RefSeq lists its product as uncharacterized. The record is from RefSeq and is a predicted model, not a curated record. Bases 348 to 2615 code for a protein of 755 amino acids. The transcript has 4 exons. Lineage: Eukaryota; Fungi; Basidiomycota; Agaricomycetes; Polyporales; Laetiporaceae.
CCAGCUACUCCUAGUUUGCGAACUUCCUAUUUCCCUCCGGAUCAUCACCUGAGAACACAUUUGCCGAACGUUUUAAGUAUGACGUUAUCUCGUCAUCGCUGCUGUCUACAUCGCUAGCUGCUCCAUCAAGCACGUCUCGUCGCACAUCUGCCCUUGACUUGCCUGGAAGACUGGAUAACGAGAUUGAAUACUCAGCAAACCCGAAUGCCGACCAGGAUUACCUAUCACCGAUAAUAUUUGCUAUCAGCGAGCUGCCAUGGCCACUCAUUCUUGGUUUACUAGGAGCUCUCACGCUUGCUAUCGAGUAUUACUUCAUCGCCGUUCUCCUGCUUGGUGGUGCGACGUAUAUGCGGCAUGUUUCCACACCAAGUACGUGUCAUCCCGAACCUGCGCGUGGCCUGUCUGGAAGACAGGAUAGCGAGAGGGAGCACUCGGAGAGUCAGAAUGCUCGUCAGGAGCAUCAUCUUCCAGCGAUCACUAGAUUAGGCGAACUGCAAUGGCCAGUCGUUCUUGGUUUACUAGGAGCUCUUGCGCUUGCUAUCGAGUAUUACUUCGUUGCCAUCUUCCUGCUCGGUGGUGCAUCGUACAUCUGGCAUGUUGCCAAAGGUAACAGCGAGAAAGCCAGUACCAUGACGGCAACGCUGGAUGCAGUGAAUGAGCUCAUCUCGGCGGGCAACGUCUGGGAUUCCGCCGUCAAUGAGGCUGUCUCGAUUAUCGAGAAGGAAGAGCGAAGUAUCUUCUAUGGCCCCACCAAUCCGCGCUCGCCAUCCUCUGGUCUGCGCAUUUCUCUCCAGUCGUCAUUGCACACGACACAGACACAAUGCGACAACGUACGUCAGCUGAUAUCUGCGCUGACAGAUCCAUCACAGCUCUCCCAACUCUCUGAGAUGUAUGCGCCCUCCUCUCCCCUGAUGACCUCCUUCUCGUUCCCCGAUCAUCCUCGCCCCGCAUCCGUACCAAUGAGCCGUCAACGAACAACGUCUGCGCCGACGAACAAGCGCGCAACGUGGAAUGGGUCGUACGCCGCGUUAGCACACGCGGGUAGUCCUACCGCGCAUCUUGCUAAGCGUCGAGACCAUCGCAGGUCGGACGUAUAUAGCCUGUUUGCCGAUCCAGCGUCACGGCUCGCGAGCGUAAGUGCGCCUCCAAGCCCUCAAGUUAAUCUGCCAUUGCACGACGUGCAGGAAGAAGACGAUACCGACGAUGAUUUUGAUGAACUGCCAAAUCCUCACGAGUCAUUUUUCGGUGCUGAAGCCUUGGAUUUGCAACGAAAACGGAGGAGUGCCGCACUUGAGACGUUUGGUGUGCCUCCGCCUAGUUAUUCCAGCCAUCAGCCUCGAACUCCGAGCACGAGCCGUUCGGCUACCUCCAGCCCGAGACAAUUUCCAAAGCUCCCGUCUUCCUCCCGAUUCACUGCAGUACACACCACCCGCCACCCCUUAUCCCUAUCCGGCCUCCAACUGGCUCUCCACGGCGCACUCUCUGCAAAGCGCUACGCAUGCUCUCAUCUACUCGCCCUUCGGUUCGGCGAGGAUGAAGACGACUCAUAUUGGGAGGACGUGCGGUCGUUGAUGGCGCUGUUGACAAGUACAUUCGAAGACGCAUCCGCACGCCUUAUGGAGGCCCUCGACGACGCAGAGAAGAAGCGCGUCAGGGACGAGCGGCCGAGUCCAGAGCCGCAAGCGGGGCCGUCAGCAGCAGCCCAGUCUCACGGUGCUCGCACCAUGGCGGAAAUGAUAUCGUUCGCGCCGAUGCCAAGCCACCUCACGCGAUUCGCGGUACACGUCGACGCGAUCUCGUCCGCAUUGAAUGACGCGAGGGAUCAUCUUGAACAAUGCGUUGCUGCAUUGUACGAGCCCGCGUCAUCUGAUCGCACUGCCGUGCCCGGGCCCGACGGUGCGACUGUUGUGCAGGAACACCCUGCAUUCCAGGCGUAUGAUCGCCUCAGGAAGGAGCUUGGCUAUGCGUUGCGGGAAUGUGAGCGCGGGCGAGAACGUCUGCUCGAUAUCGUGUCUCCUCGGCCUUCACCACCAGAUGAACUGGACCCUUUUGCGGACGACACUCCCGGCUUGGGGAGAGAUAGUGAGAGCGAAGCAUCUGACAGACUGGGACCAACGUCUCCUGCUUUCCGUCAGACCGAUGAGCCGGCUAUCACUACCACGCAAGGACUCGGUCUGACUGUCUCACUUAAUCGCGAUGACGAGGAACUGGAUGAUGCGACAUCACAUUUAUUGUUGACUGCGUCGUCGCAACAUCUCCCGCCGCCAGGUGUUGAGCAGGUGUAUGAAGCAGACCCAUCCACGGUGACGCCGUUUACGCGCGAGCGAUCGAAGCUAUCGCGCGAGGAGCGCAUCAAGCUGAUGAAGGCGCGACGAGGCAGCAGCAAGUAUGCCUCCAGCACACUGCUCGACCCUACCUCGCGGCCAAGCAGUGAACAGUGGGGGCCCAGCGGAGAAGUCGUGCAAGAGCUGAAGGACGUCAUCUGGAAGGUCAGUGAGAAGCGGAGGAAAAUGAGUGAGCGGCCGGACGGUGUGCCGGCGAUGUCCUCGGCGGCGAGUGCGGAUGAUACCUUUCGGACAGAACGUUCGGAUAGUCCCUUCGUUCCGGCCUCAUGAUGUAGUAUAUUAUUUCGCUUGGUUGAUCCACACUCAUGCCUACAGUAUCUGGCUAUGUAAUAGGCAAUUUCUCAUUUAUCAGGAGUCUGUCUGCUUGGAUAUUUGUCGUAAUGCUAUCGUUGAUGCUGCUUGUUCCUCUCCUCGCCUUCGCUCUGAAUGAGGGCUAUAUGGCUGUACGCGGUUAUUCGGACGGCGAGGUCGUAAUGCAUGACCGCAGCCGGAAAUUGUUCUUUCCUACGAAUUAUGCCAGGUAAGCUACAGAAUGU